AAACGUUGUGAGCGCUGGCGAUAGCAAGUAUUGGUCAAAAGUUCGUUCAUAUUUGCAUUAAAAAUGGGUGAAACUACUUUAUCGACAGAUACAUCCUUCAACAAGGAACUAGAACCAGGCGUAAUUAGCAAUGAAAUGUUAACGAAAGCUAUUUUAGAGCAAGGCCAUAAAGGGGAAGCCGGUCGGCUAGCGCAGUUGAAUCAGCUGCACUUGGAAACAGUUACCGUGAUUCGUUUGGAGUUCCAAAAUAUACUUAAAAUUGAUCAUUUAUGGGUUAUGAAAAAUUUGGAAGUACUUUCGCUAUCGUUUAACAAAAUUGACAAGAUCGAAAAUCUUUCACGCUUGCCAAAGCUGAAGGAACUGAAUCUGUCCUUUAACUUUAUUGAAAAAAUGGAAAAUCUGGAAAAGUUGGAAAAUUUACGCAUACUGUCUCUGUAUGGCAAUCGUAUCACACGCGUGGAAAACGUCGAUAAGCUGGAGCGCUUGGUAAUACUGAGCGUGGGACGAAACAAUAUCAAUACCCUUGACGGGUUGGAACGGCUAAGGUUUUUAAAAGAUCUACGAUCGCUUAAUCUUGCCGAAAACCCAAUUGCUCAGGACCAGGAUAAGCCUUUACGAUUGUACCUAGCGACGUUGCUGCCUCACUUGAAAUACUAUGAGUACGUUUUGAUUCGUCCCGCGGAACGUGAUGCGGGAAAAGAUAAAUUUCAACGAGAGCUGAUCGAUAUUCUGGAGCAUGAACGAAUCGAAAUCAUCGAGCGCACCAAAGCGGCUAAAGAACGAGACGACGAAAUACGGCUAUCCAAAAGUUUUGUAGAACAUUUGAAUGGUCAUCAGCUGUUUGAGUCCCUGUUUCAAGGAGAUCCUGAAGGAGCCGCCCUAUUGAGCAUUGGGGCAGAAGCAGUAGAUCUCAAAAAUGACUAUCGAAAUGAAGCGUACUCGUUUACCCAAAACAUUUACAAGAUGGGUUUAGAGCAGCAGGAAAAGCGUCAAGCAGAAAUCGAGCUCUACAGUCGAUGCAUCCGUGAUGAGCGUAAAAAAGCGCAGUUGCAAGGUCAAACCAUUAUCAAGAAUUUUCUAGAAUCAUACAAAAGUUUGUACAAACUAGCAAAGGAUAUCGUUGGCGCAUUGAAAGGGCGAGAUUUGAACAGCAAAGCGUAUAAUGCUGAAACGGAGAAGCUGCUCGAUGAGCUGAACCUGUGCAAAAGCGGUUUCAAUUCGCUGUUCGAAGACACCUGGCACACUCUGAUGGGAUUUGAAAUGCAGCUAUUUGAACGGACGGAGGAAGGAAAUUCAACAUUUGAAAAUACUAUCAAAGAAAUGACGAAUGAGUUCAUCGAGAUGGCCCAGGGUCAGUUUGUGCUGUUGCGCGAGGCUGAGAUAAAUUUUAGCGAUGCUUUGGUCGAUACGGUUCAGCAGUUUGUAACGUUUAAGGCGGCUUCUGGGCAAGCGGAUCAGUUGCCCGACGCGCUGAAGGAGUCCUUAGACGACAAGGACGUUAUCAGCAACAUGGCAGCGGGUAUGCGCGACCAGCAUAUGCAGCAAAUCGAUGCACGGGAAGAUAAACUUAUUACUCGCAGUCGUAACUGGGUCAAAGAGCUAUGCGAUGAUCUUCAAAACUCCGAAAUCAAACGUAACAGAGCUAAAGUGCUGGAAAUUACAUACUUCUUGGAUCAACAUCGUCAGUCUUUCAUGAGUGCUUUAGAUGAGGUGGCAAACAAAUUGGAAGUGUAGUGUUGAUGAAAGUUCAAAUGUAAGCUACUAGUAUUGAGGUGUUUUGCAUAUAUUUUGAUUAAUAAUCACGAAAGAGUUGGUUUGAUUGUUCAUUUAAUAAAGAUGUAUUUCAUA
Anopheles coluzzii is the source of this 1848-nucleotide messenger RNA. RefSeq names its product dynein regulatory complex subunit 3 (gene TbCMF46). The record is from RefSeq and is a predicted model, not a curated record. The transcript has 8 exons. Gene Ontology annotation, molecular function: protein binding. Lineage: Eukaryota; Metazoa; Arthropoda; Insecta; Diptera; Culicidae. Bases 64 to 1734 code for a protein of 556 amino acids.